Messenger RNA from Oncorhynchus masou masou (cherry salmon), 4948 nucleotides. RefSeq names its product alpha-internexin-like. Gene Ontology annotation, cellular component: postsynaptic intermediate filament cytoskeleton; intermediate filament; cytoplasm. The record is from RefSeq and is a predicted model, not a curated record. Gene Ontology annotation, molecular function: structural constituent of postsynaptic intermediate filament cytoskeleton. Lineage: Eukaryota; Metazoa; Chordata; Actinopteri; Salmoniformes; Salmonidae. The transcript is spliced from 3 exons. Gene Ontology annotation, biological process: intermediate filament organization. Bases 6 to 1526 code for a protein of 506 amino acids.
CCAAGAUGAGCUACGGAUCUGACUUCAAUUCCGCCUCUUCCUACCGAAAGAUUUUCGGGGAGUCUCCCCGUUACUCCAGCUCUCCUUCCCGGAUGAGCAAUGCCUCUUUACGCAGCGGCGGUUACCGGUCCCACUCUCAGUCCCGGAGCAUGGGCUCUAACCUGGGCUCCUCUUUCCAACAGAAGAGGUCCUCUGGCCGGUCCUACUCGCAGAUGCCCAUGCCGAUGGAGAACUUGGAUUUCGCCCAGAGCACGGUGCUCAACAAUGAGUUCAAAAUCAUCCGCACCAACGAGAAGGAGCAGAUGAUGGGGCUCAAUGACCGCUUUGCCAUGUUCAUCGACAAGGUUCGCAAUUUGGAACAGCAGAACAAGGUGCUCGAGACCGAGCUGGUGACCCUGCGUCAGAGGCAGACGGAGCCCUCGCGCCUGGCGGACCUGUACCAGCAGGAGAUCCGCGAGCUGCGCUCCCAGCUGGAUGAGGUGAACGGCGAGAAGUCCCAGAUCCUCAUCGAGCGUGACAACAUCGAGGAGGACCUGCAGAAGCUCCGCGGCAAAUACGAUGACGAGUACCGCCUGCGGGAGGAAGCCGAGCAGACCCUCAAGGCGUUCAAGAAGGACGUGGACGACGCCACCAUGGUGCGUUUAGACCUGGAGAAGAAAGUAGAAUCCCUCCUCGACGAGAUCAACUUCAUGAGGAAGGUGCACGAGGAAGAGGUGGCCGAGCUCAUGAACAUGAUCCAAGCCGCCCAGGUGUCCGUGGAGAUGGAGGUCUCCAAACCUGACCUCACCUCUGCCCUGAAGGAGAUCCGAGGCCAGUACGAGUCCAUGGCCUCCAAGAACCUCCAGUCCGCGGAGGAAUGGUACAAGUCGAAGUUCGUUGACCUCAAUGAGCAGGCCACCCGUAGCCAGGAGGCGAUGCGCGCCAGCCGGGAGGAACUCAACGAGUUCAGGAGGCAGCUCCAGUCCAAGACCAUCGAGAUCGAGAGCCAGAGGGGAACCAACGAGUCCCUGGAAAGGCAGCUCAACGAGAUGGAGGAGAGGCACAACCAGGAGAUUGGACAGUACCAGGACAAUAUGGCCGAGUUGGACAAUGACCUGAGGACCACUAAGAGCGAGAUGGCUCGUCACCUGCGGGAGUACCAGGACCUGCUGAAUGUCAAGAUGGCGCUGGAUAUUGAGAUUGCUGCGUACAGGAAACUCCUGGAAGGGGAAGAGACCCGCAUCAGCACAGGCAUCACUUACUCCAGCCCCAGCAUGAGGUCCUCUGAGAUGAGGUCCUUCGGCAUGAGGUCCUCCGAGAUGAGGUCUUCCAACAUGAGGUCCUCCGACAUGACCUCCUCCGGCGACGUGGACUUGCCCAGCAUGGGCAGCUACAACCAGACCACCAGGUACACCACCAUCUCUGGAGGGUCCCAGAAGGACGAGGGAAAGGACCAGGAGGAUGGGCAGAGCAAGUCUGGCAAGGGGUCCAACGACGGAGACCAGAAGGAGUCCAGCAACGCCAACCCUACCAACCAGAAAAACUAGACUCUCUUCUUCCCUUAGGUUUAACCUUACACCUUCCAUCCCCUCCCUCCUACUCCCCAUCCCCCUCUCCCCCUUCACAGGGGUAUUCUCAGAGAGGAAUCCGUUAUAGUUUAGACUCUACUACUACUACUGUGUAACCUACCACUAUCCAACAACCAAUCACAAAACUUCUCUCCACUCUACUCUCUUACUAUGACAAUAACAAAGUAGUUACAGGCACACUUCUGGGCCUAUCAGGAGACACGUAGGUUAUUGUGGUGAUAGGAACAUACAGUUCAGUACAAUACUCCCAACAGAUUACUCUCACUUUGGGCUCGCGCUAUUGUAUGGCACUAGCCUGGUUUAACCAGACUGAACGCUGCGCUCACUAGAAACAACAGUGAAACACAGCUAAAUCAGUUUGGUACGCCAGGCUAGUUUGGCACCGAGCUGUGAUAGAUGUCAUUCAGUUCAAGAAAUAAUCAUGCACUACUGCCACCGCCUAUGAUAAUAUUCUCUAUACACAUUCCAUGAGGGGAGGGGGGUGUGUGUGUGAGAGUUUGAAUUUGUGCACGGAAAACAAAAAUCCAAAACAUAUCAGCUUGUUAACUGUUGUUAAUACGUCUACUACAUCCACAUACUACAAUAUGAAGGAAAGCACGUGUAUGGUACAGGGGUGAGAGCUAGAGAUCGACCAAGUUGUUAAAGGAGCACACAGUUAUUCAAACUCAGCAGAAAACCAAAAAGAUCUGUGAUCUUGCUGAGCCAUUUUUGCCUUAUCUACAACGCAGACAAUAUUGCGAACUCUGAGUUUCAAUGCAAUGCAGAUAAAAUUCUUAUUUUUUCCCCCAGACAAAACGUCACGAGUAACAAAAUCAGAGUAUAUCUAAAAGGCUUGUUCGUACCCUGGCCUCGUCACUGUCAAUAGCAUCUGCCUUAUGAUCCUGGUCCACUCAAAUGUGCAUGACAACAGCGCGUAGCUGUUUAAACCGCCACCCCUUCUACACCAGAACCAGAGCUCAACCAAUAACGGUUCCAUCAAACGCAUAAUUACUCUUCACGAUUGCACCUCAUGGCAAUUACUCUAACUUCUAUAAAGGCCCAGUCCAGUCAGAAACUUAUUUUCCUGUAUGUUAUAAAUGUUUACACACUAUGAGGUUGGAAUAAUUCAGUGAAAUUGUGAAAAUGAUGAUAAUGCCCUUUUCGUGUAAGCGCUGAUUGCUGUUUAAAUAGACCUCCGGAAAUCUCAGCCUGAAAGUGAAACUAGCUAAUAAUCAAACUGUUAUUUGCAUGAUGUAUGUAGCAUAUCUCAAGCUUGCAUGGUGACAGAUUGUUAGAGGGCCGUACUUCAUUUUCACAUACUCAUAACGUAUAGUAGGAAAUCAAUGGGAGGCUCGGUUCCACACUUCAUUGCCAAUGCUUUACCUCGCCAUGUACACAACACUGGUUUUAGAACCUGAGGUUGUACGUGCUUAGUUGGCCAGUAUGUUAGACUUGAGUUGAAUGCCAUCAUUUAGACAGGAUGUGACUUCGGCACAAGCUGCUGACAUUGUCCUCAGCCUCACUGCUUGGUUCUUGUGUGAUGAUUAUGCUAAUGAUGAGGAUGUCCGUCAUGACGAUGGGUCAUAUUCAGGGCACUUAUGUAUCGAUCUAGAUGGGAUUUCAUUUGUACUGACGAUCAGUUUGUGCAGGCCAUGACUGGUUACAAGAAAAGGGGCAAUGGGAGAAGUAGAAAGAAAAGCAGGAGGUGUGGGACUCUGAGAAACAGGGAGAAAGGAAAUCAAACAGAGAGAGAGAGAGAGAGAGAGAGAGAGAGAGAGAGAGAGAGAGAGAGAGAGAGAAAGAGAGAGAAAGAGAGAGAGAGAGAAAUUCUCUUUCUCACGACAGGCUCAAUCAAUCAAAUAGAGAAUGCGUAGGUAGCGAAUUACGUUUUAGCACGAAUGCGUGGGCUUCUACAUGAUCCAAUAGGGUGUGACAGACAGAAUGGUAUGCACAAACUCCAUUUCCCACAUUCCAUUGCGGACUCCUGAAGCCCGUUUGAAUUAACAGCGACGUCCAGCCUCUGAACAGUACCACAUCACGACACUACGCCUUAGGAACACAACAACUAACAAGCCAAACAAACAAGUAAACAAAAACAAGCCAAUAGUCCAGUGAAAUGAACUGGACCAUGAUGCUUUUAAAGCACCUUGACCUCUGAAAAAUACGGCCAUGACGGAAUUAUUAUGUCUGUUGUGAAUGAUCAUGAAUGAUCUCACCAAUAGAAAUCUGUAUGUAAAGAAACUAGGCAGCCCUUUGGUUUCUUUCUUGUGCACUGCCAGGUUUCAACACAACUACUUAUGUGAACUUACCUCUGUAUCUUAGCUUGAGUGCCAGUCUAUUUCUGCUAUGUUGCCAGCUCAUUGUCUCUCAUUGAAAGAGAGUUGGCAAGAGAGCACAAACAAAUCUGGAACUAGGCUACCUCUGUAUCUAUGUCUGUCUGACUCUCUGUCACUGCCCUCUAAGCCCUGACCGGCUGCACUCACUCACCCUGCGAAUGGAAACCACUGAUUGUACAACAGACUACAGAAAGCUGUUGAUUGGUGGAGAUGUGGUUGCCGUUGUUUUACAUGAGGCUUGCGUUACUAAGUGUCUGGAGUUGUAUGUGUUUGUAUAUGCGGACAGUUUCCUAGGGUAACUCAUAGUGGGGAAUCAGGUUGGGAAAAUCAGAAAGUUUGGCCUACCGUUUCCGUAAUUCUUGAGCUCCAAUGUAAAGGAAAUUUACAAAGGAAACUGGUUGCAAGUACAAGCACAGCUAUGUCGACAAGUACAAAUAUAAGUACAAGUACAAGUACAGAUACAAGUAGCCUUGUACACAAGUUUAGAAUAGCUAUGACUUCAACGUAAUCAAGAGGGUCACAGGUGUCUAAAUGCCAUUGCAACAAGCCUCUACAACAAACCUCACUACUACUACUGCAGCACUGCCAAACUUUUCUAAAAUGCAUGUGCUGCAAAAACAACUUUUCGUGUACAAAAUAGAGCUGUUUUUGAAUACCCGUUGCCACGCAAAACCAAAAACCGACAAAAAUAAUACAAAACAAAACAUGGAAUGAAUGCUACAGUGUUGUCAAAAUGCCUUAAAACACCAGCCGCUUUCUAACUGAAUGGAUCCUGACUUGCACUUCAAGUUAAACCUCCACUUAGCCUCCCAUAGAUAUCAACGCAAGUGGAAAUAGGACUGAAGUGGAAGUCGGGAUUCAUGUGCGUCUACGUGUGGUUAUGUUUAGGAUGUUUUAUUCUCAACCAUCUUCCGUCUAGCGUUAAGAGCAACAGCUACCAUGCUGAACUGAAUAACUGAAAACAUGUCAACGCUUAGUAUCUGAAUGUAGUUUGAUAGGCUCCAACUCUGUACCAUACUGCUGAUGUAUGGCACACACCAAUAAAGACUUAAGAUAUUAAGACUA